AUGGCUUUAGGGUGCAUGUUAGCUCAGCUCGAUGAUUUAGGGAAAGAGCGAGCCAUUUACUACCUGGGUAAGAGAAUGCUUGAGUAUGAGUGCAGAUACAUUAUGAUUGAGCGUCUCUGCUUGGCACUGGUUUGGGCCACUAAGAGACUGAGACACUGCAUGAUAGAGUACUCCAUACGCUUGGUAUCGCAAUUGGAUCAGUUGAGAUAUCUGUUUGACAGGCCUGUCACGCAGAAAUUAGUGAAGGGUAGCAUUGUCGCAGAUCACUUAGCUUCAUUACCGAUAUCCGAUGAUAGGCCGAUUGGUGAUGAUUUCCCUGAUGAACAGUUUGUUUCGGUUGCCAGUAUUGCAGGAUGGUGUUUGUACUUUGAUGGUGCCGUCAAUCAGUCGGGAUUUGGCAUUGGCAUCUUGUUAAUAUCACCCCAGGGUGAUCAUAUCCCCAGGUCUGUUCGAUUAGCAUUUUUCGAUCAUCACCGGUUGACGAAUAAUGUUGUGAAAUAUGAGGCAUGCAUCACAGGUCUAGAGACCGCACUUGAUCUUGGGGUCAGACAGUUGAAGAUUCAUGACGAUUCCAACUUGGUUAUACAGCAAACUCAGGGUAUUUGGAGGACUCGAGAUGAAAAGCUGAAACCUUACCAUGCUUACUUGGACUUGUUGAUUGAUAGAUUUGAUGAGUUGAGGUAUAUACAUUUGCCUAGGGCAGAGAAUCAGUUCGCUUAUACGUUAGCCACCUUGGCUUCUAUGAUUGAGAUUUCUGCAAGGAUGACUAUGUAA
Messenger RNA from Vitis riparia (riverbank grape), 774 nucleotides. RefSeq lists its product as uncharacterized. The record is from RefSeq and is a predicted model, not a curated record. The transcript is spliced from 2 exons. NCBI's taxonomy places the organism in Eukaryota, Viridiplantae, Streptophyta, Magnoliopsida, Vitales, Vitaceae. Gene Ontology annotation, molecular function: nucleic acid binding; RNA-DNA hybrid ribonuclease activity. Bases 1 to 774 code for a protein of 257 amino acids.